UGUCACAGCGAGGCUGCGUCCAAUCUCCACUUUGGAUUUAAUUGUCUUUAGCCAAGGGGCGGGCCAUACUGUCAGCUCCACUUCUUCUGACCCGUGUCGGCAUAAAGGCAUUCAGUACAGAGGAAUGGUGACAGCUGAGAGAGAGGAACACUAUACAUAGCCGCAGCCAUGAAGGAAAUCAUGGCACAAAAAGAGAAGCUCCAAUGCCUGAAGGACUUUCAUAAGGACACCCUGAAACCUUCACCUGGGAAGAGCCCAGGCACGCGGCCCGAGGACGAGGCCGAAGGCAAGGCCCCUCAGAGGGAGAAGUGGGCCAGUAAGCUCGACUUUGUCCUGUCCGUCGCGGGAGGCUUUGUCGGAUUAGGAAACGUUUGGAGAUUCCCUUAUCUUUGUUAUAAAAAUGGUGGAGGUGCUUUUCUCAUCCCUUACACUAUCUUCCUGUUCGGGGGUGGCCUGCCUGUGUUUUUCCUGGAAGUGGCACUGGGCCAGUACACCUCUGAAGGAGGGAUCACCUGCUGGGGCAAACUGUGCCCCAUCUUCACUGGUAUCGGUUAUGCGUCUAUUGUGAUCGUGUCCUUGUUGAACAUCUACUACAUCGUGAUCUUGGCUUGGGGACUCUACUACCUGUUCCAGUGCUUUCAGCCCGAGCUCCCCUGGGCAAAAUGCAAGCAGCCGUGGAACACAGAGCACUGCAUAGAGGACACAGUCCGCAAGAACAAGACCCUCUGGCUGGCGGCCAACAUUACCAACUUCACCUCCCCCGUCACCGAGUUCUGGGAACGAAACGUUCUGAGCAUCUCCUCUGGAAUCGAGGACAUCGGGCCCCUGAAGUGGGACUUGGCCCUCUGUCUCCUGGCAGUAUGGGUUAUCUGCUUCUUCUGUAUCUGGAAGGGAGUCAAGUCCACUGGGAAAGUGGUGUACAUAACGGCCACUUUUCCAUUUGUGAUGCUAAUUGUGCUGCUGGUGCGCGGCGUCACCCUGCCUGGAGCGGCCGAAGGAAUUAAAUUUUACCUUUACCCAAAUGUAACUCGCCUAAAAGACCCGGAGGUGUGGAUCGAUGCAGGAACCCAGAUCUUCUUCUCCUAUGCCAUCUGUUUGGGAGCCAUGACGUCUCUGGGGAGCUACAACAAAUACAAGUACAACUGCUACAGGGACUGUUUGCUGCUGGGAGGCCUCAACAGCGGUACCAGUUUUGUGUCUGGCUUCGCAAUAUUUUCCGUCCUGGGCUUCAUGGCACAAGAACAAGGGGUGGACAUUGCCGAUGUGGCAGAGUCAGGUCCCGGCCUGGCCUUCAUCGCCUACCCUAAAGCAGUGUCCAUGAUGCCGCUGCCGACGCUGUGGGCCAUCCUCUUCUUCAUCAUGCUGCUGCUCCUGGGGCUCGACAGCCAGUUUGUUGAAGUGGAAGGACAGAUCACCUCCAUUGUGGAUCUGUAUCCAGAACUUCUCAGGAAAGGUUACCGGCGGGAGAUCUUCAUAGCCGUGAUGUGUUUCAUGAGCUAUCUCCUGGGACUCGCCAUGGUGACCAACGGUGGCAUGUACGUGUUUCAGCUCUUUGACUACUAUGCAGCCAGUGGUGUGUGCCUUUUGUGGGUUGCAUUCUUCGAAUGCAUCGCUGUAGCCUGGGUUUAUGGAGUUGAUAAUUUCUAUGAUGCAGUUGAGGAUAUGAUUGGCUACAGACCGAACCCCUGGAUGAAAUGGAGCUGGACCAUAAUCACUCCUGUUCUCUGCAUGGGUUGCUUCAUCUUCUCCCUUGUGAAGUACAAGCCGCUGACCUACAACAAGGUGUACGAGUACCCUGACUGGGCCAUCGGCCUGGGCUGGGGAUUGGCCCUUUGCUCAAUGAUCUGCAUCCCGAUGGUGAUGGUCAUAAAGAUUUUACAAUCUGAGGGACCUCUGAUCGAGAGGAUCAAAGCGGUGGCUGCUCCAGCGAAGUCGGGCGUGAGCUCUCGGCCCAAAGAGUACAACGUGAAGGCAAGCGAGCUGACGCAGCCCCUGGAUCCCAACGGGAACAAUGGCUUGAUGAAGCCCACCCACACCAUUGUAGAAACGAUGAUGUGAGCGCUCUCUGUGAGAGGAAUACGAUUGAUGUGCUUUCUGUGUUAUCAUCCUAUUUGCUAACUUUGAUAAUGGUAGGUUUACAUUGUCCAGUAUAUUCACGUUAGAGAUACUCUGGUUUGAUUUCUAUGAAGAGAGUUAUAUAUUACUGUUGUAAUUUUUUUUUCUCUUGUAAUUUUUUUCUUUUCUUUUUUUUUUUUUUUACUAUAUUGAUAUUGUCAAUGUUACAAAUGUUGCUGUAGUUGGCAAUGAUUUUGUUUAGGCAGUAUUUUGAGAUAGAAAAAUGUUCAAUGUUUACUACCUUUCUUUUGAUUCCGGGGGAAUGAGGUAUUUGCCUUUUUUGUUUUUUUUUUUUAAAUGUGAUGGAAGAAAAGAGUAAAUUCUCACUCCUCAUAAAUUCAGCAAAUUAAAUAAAUGAUUAACCAUGAACAAAGGUAGAAAAUGUCCUAAACACCCCCACGUGAUUGUGGCAGUCGUGUUGCCCCUGCGAUCUCUAUAAUCUCUUGUUUUUCAUCCCGCAAAUGAAAAUGAAUGUACCUCCGUGAGCAUCUGAGAGCGUUUAGAGCCGCGACACGUGGCAGUAUGCAGUGUAUAGAGUUAAUCUUUGCUUUACAACCUUUGAGUUACGAGUUGAACAAGGCCUUGGCCAAAUACUGUGAGAAAUGCAUUCAUGCGACCGUGGACGACAGCUGAGACAAAAAUACUGAAAACCAGCUAAGAGAAAUGUGAGGAGUAAAGGGAAAUGGCAUUUUUUAGCGUAUUUGUACACUGCCUGUGUGACUACUAUAGUCAGUCCCAGUGCAUUUAUCAAAACCUCUCUUUGUUGCACUUUAUCUGUUGUUUCAACUGUAUUGUAGUAUUUGUUUUUAUUGCUGCUGCAAAGCAUUGCAGAUACAAAUGCAACACAUUAUCAGAAGGAAAUAUUUUUAGCUUCUAACUUUUUGAUAUGGUAAACUUUGGUAUACAGCGUCUACUCUCUUUGCUAAGACAAUGAGAAAUCAGACUAGAUUAGAUUUUUGAGACAUUCGAAAUACUCUGAUUUGUAAUGAUUAAAGAAAUCUCUGAGAACGUCAUUUAAAAAGGAAGAAAAAGUUUUUCUAAACGACCUGACAGCUCUCUCUCUCUUCAUUGUGCUCAUGUUAAGUAGCGAAACCUGCUCCGCAAGACUACCACUGGAUUCUAGUUUCUAAUGUUGGGUUACAUUUGUAUUGUAGAAUUUGAAUUGUUUGUAAAUCACAUAUGCCUUUUUGUAACAAUUUUAUACUGUGCAUCAUCUGAACACCACCACUGACUCAUUAUUUUAUUGAAAUCUCACCAUUGUUGUUUUCUAAUCAUCAGCUGUUGUGAGCCCAGAUGACAUUUUUUUCAGUGUGCAAUAACGUAACGAGGCAUCAGCUAAAGACUAAAUCUGAAGGAUUUCCCUGAAGCAUGUGCAGGAGUCACCUCUGCACUGCGCUGAUUUCUCCACAAAAAAACCGACACGGAAAUUAAAAUGUACCAAAGUAUUUUUGUCUCUGUUUCCCCCCCUUUGAGAUGCACAUUGCAUCAAUUGGUUAUAGAAUAAAUAAACAUCCUUUCCUUUGGA
Molecule: messenger RNA, 3640 nt
Organism: Salarias fasciatus (jewelled blenny)
Lineage: Eukaryota; Metazoa; Chordata; Actinopteri; Blenniiformes; Blenniidae
Product: sodium- and chloride-dependent taurine transporter-like
Exons: 14
Coding region: 169-2058 (629 amino acids)
Biological process (GO): sodium ion transmembrane transport; amino acid transport; neurotransmitter transport
Cellular component (GO): plasma membrane; cell projection
Molecular function (GO): taurine:sodium symporter activity; gamma-aminobutyric acid:sodium:chloride symporter activity
Source: RefSeq, a predicted model, not a curated record